AUAGUGAAAUCAAACGACGCUACUUCAGUUUUGUCAUGCACCUUGUUGAGAGAGAGCUAAUCCCGAAAUCAGUUUUGUCAUGCACCUUGUUGAGAGAGAGCUAAUCCUGAUUUCGGGAUUAGCAUCAGCCGCUGGACCUGAUAGGGGCAGUUCUGUCCUAUCGGGUCCCUAUAUGUGCUUUAGGGUUUGUUCUCUUGUAAUGGGGGCAUUCUAGUCCUUGUACACAUUAUUUUUAAUCUUUAUAUACUAAGGAUUCCUGCGAUCAGCCUCAUUCUGGACUGAUCGCAGGCUGCUCUCACCUUGAGGCUCUCUAUGGUUUCUCCUUUCUCUUUUUUUUUGGUUUUACUGGUUUGGUUACAGGAAUCUGGGAUUGUAACAUGGUAUCAGAGCUUUUGUAAUCAAAUCAAGGUUUUGCAUCAUCAUUCUCUGCUGAUCUCAACCCUGCGCUACUCCUCUUUGGUUUUUAAUGGCUGCCGCCCCUGUGUGAUGUGUUUUUGACAGCUGCCCUAUGUGUGAAGCUCUACUACUUCACGGUUUAAUGUGCUAUUGGUUUACUACUUCUCUACAUACUCUACUAGGCUUUUGAAGCCUCCUUUUGCUGCUCCUAUCAAGGUCGACACUACCAUACCAACCCCCCUAUCGGUUGGAUAUUUUUUUGGUUUCUUGGGGUCCGAUUGCACUUUGGAUGCUAUUUAUCAGAUCUGGUUGGUGAGUUCUACUUCGUUGAUUGUCUCUGCACUACAUACUUGUCAGUAAUUCUUGCUCUCAUGGCUGAGACCAAGGUUACUACCCCUGCCAUUACCUCCUCUGCAUCGGACAAUGUAAAUGUCUAGAUUACUUUUAUCAAGCUUAAAGGAAGCUCGAAUUACCUUCUUUGGGCUCAAUCAGUCAAAGUUUAUCUGAUGGCGAAGGAUAAGCUUGAUUACACGACCUCUGAUCCUCCCAAAGAAUUUGACACUGGUUACGCUCAAUGGCAGAAAGAGAAUGCAUUAAUCUUAAUUUGGUUAUGGAAUAGUAUGGAACCAUAUGUGGCUGCUAAUGUCAUGUUACACUCUAUUGCCAAGGGAGUGUGGAAUGACUUGAAGGAGACCUACUCUCAGGAGAAGAACAUGACCCGUAUCUAUGAUAUCUAUGAAAAACUGUUUCAAUUUCGCCAGUCGGAUAAGCCACUUUCCGAAUAUUAUAGUACUUUCAGAGGUAUGGUUGAAGAACUCAAUGUCUUCCAACCCUUGACCGUUGACAUUGAUAAAUUGAAGGCUCAGCGUAACGAGUUCUUCGUCGCUAAAUUCUUGGCUGGUUUGAACAAUGACUUGAAGGCAGUGAAGGGUCACUUACUUGCAGGGGAUACUGUGCCUACUCUGAAUGAUACCUACUCACGACUGCAGCGAAUUCCUUGCUCCACUAAACCUGAUCAGUCUACCAAAGACAAUUCUGCCUUCCAUGCCAACCGUGGACGUGGUCGUGGGGGAGGUCGUGGGUCGGCUGGUCGAGGAUCUGGUGGACAACCUUCUGAUCGUUCAGCUCGCUAGUGCACUUUUUGUGGAAAGCCCAAUCAUACUGUUAAGACUUGUUGGGCAAAUCAUGGCAAACCAGAAUGGGCAACACAAUUAGCUAAUCAUGCAAUGUCUGACGAUGGUACUGACACAAUGGCUCCAGUUGAUCCUAAACCAACACCUUCUUCAGGUGAUUCAGUUACCGGUCUGCGCGAUGACAUCAAUCAGUUGUUCCGACGCUUGCACACUCUUGAGGCAUCCUCUAAUACAUCUAAUGGUGCGUCUACAUCCGCUGCUACUCUAGCUCACACAGGUACUUCAGCCCUUCUUACUACUACAUCUACUCCUUGGAUCAUUGAUUCAGGUACCUCUGCCUAUAUGACCAGUAAGUCACCACUCUUUAAGAAAUUUUCUACUAAUGCCAGUUUCAAUUUGUUAUCCUUGUUAAUGGCACUUCCACACCAGUCUUUGGACAUGGUACUAUUUCACCUAUCCCAUCCAUUAAUUUAUCUUCUGUCUUACAUGUCCUUCAAUUUCCACUAAGUCUUCUCUCUGUAAGUUAAUUAACCUGCUCUUUAAAUUGCUCCGUAACUUUCUUUUCUUCCUACUGUGUA
This is a messenger RNA of Macadamia integrifolia, 2107 nucleotides long. RefSeq lists its product as uncharacterized. The transcript has 2 exons. The record is from RefSeq and is a predicted model, not a curated record. Bases 903 to 1529 code for a protein of 208 amino acids. NCBI's taxonomy places the organism in Eukaryota, Viridiplantae, Streptophyta, Magnoliopsida, Proteales, Proteaceae.